Messenger RNA from Paramecium pentaurelia, 2005 nucleotides. The record is from the annotation of a GenBank genome assembly. Lineage: Eukaryota; Ciliophora; Oligohymenophorea; Peniculida; Parameciidae.
AUGGGCAAUUCUAAUGAUAAAAUAGUCUUAUUAAGUGGAAGACUUAAGUAGAUGAAAUUACUUGCAGAAAGGGGAGAUUAUACAAUAUAUGAACACAUUGAAGAAGACAAAUAAUAUGAACAUUGGGUAUGGAAAUCAGAAUCAGACACUUAUGAAGAUGCUGAAUUAAUGGCUUAAGAUUAUCAUUAAUGUUAAUCAAUAACUAAAAUUUAUUAUUAAUCAAGAGGAUGUAUUGUAGAAACUUUUACUAAAUAAUACAUAUUUGCCAUAAUUAUGGAACAUCCAUCUUAUAAUUUAAUGGAUUAUAUAAAUAGAUAAAAAAUACUCUAUAAAAAUUAAAUCAUUAAUAUGGUUGUAAAUAUUAUAGAAGCUCAAAGAACAUUAAGAGAUAGUUGUUAAUAUUUAGGUUUCUCUAAUAUUUAUACGAAGGAUGGAAAUUAUUGGAUGUUAAAACCUUUUUAAUAAAUUAAAUCUUUUAUUAAUAAUCAUAAAUAUCUUGAAGGCUAUCCAGCUCCAGAAGAAUUUAUGAACAUUAAAUUUGAUAUUGAAAGAGCAACUGUUUUUAGUUUUGGAAUGUUGAUGUUACAUAUAAUAUUAAGUAUAUUUUUAUCAUAAUUUAAAAAUAGAUAAAAGUAACCAAGAUUUAUAUAAAAUAUGUGGAAUAGAUGAGAUUGCUUUGAAUUUGAGAAUACAAGAAUUAUUAUAAAAAAACAACUAUGAAAAAGAUUUCUUAAGAAUUAUUGCUUAAAUGUUGAUAAUCGAUCCAAAUUAGAGACCUGAUUAUCCAUAGUUAAUUAUAUUAUUAGCAAUCAGAAAUAUUGGAUUAUCAAAUCAAUAAUAAUCUCAUAUGUCAUAAGUAUUAAAUCAAAGUUCAAAAAGUAAAAUAAGUAGAAUUCUUAAUGGAUUAGUGUCAGUUCCUCUAGAAUAAGAGAACUAUAUAAUUAAAUUACUUAAUAGUAAAUAAUAGAUUAAAUAAAUAGAUGAAGAAUUAGAGGAAUCAAUAAGUAUAAAUUUAUUCUACUUUAUUUAGAUUUCUAAAACAAAGAAAAACAAGAAGUUAUAAAUCCUUAUUCAGUUAUUCAAUAUAAAAAUUAUGAAAUUUUGAAUGAAGCAUAUGAUUAUAAUGAUUUUACAAAUGUAAUGAAUUAUGCAACAAAAUAUGAAGGAUAUAUUCAAAAUUCAAAGUAUUAAUAUUUUAUUUAAAUAUAGAAAACAUGGUCAAGGAACAUUGUAUUUAUCAAAUAAUGAAUAUUAUUAAGGCAAUUUUGUAAAUGAUUAGAUAGAAGGUAAUGGAUAAUUCUACACUCUCAAUAAGAAUAUUGUAAGAGGAGUAUGGAGAGAUCAAAAAAUUUAGGAGAAGUAAUUAGUGUCUAAAUUCAAAUCCUUAUUUUAGUAGAAUUAAUAAAUUAGUGUUAAAUCACAUAUGAUAAAAUAAAUUCAUAGUGGAAAAAAUGAUAUACCUUAAGAAAUAUAUGAUAUCAAAGUUCCUUAAAUUGGUGAUGUAUCCACUUUAUCACAUCCUCAAAAUUAAUUCAAUAAUUAAAAUAAAUCAUAUGCUAGUGAUUAAAUAACAUAUCAUUCAACUUUAGACAUUAAUUAUCGUAGAUAAGGUAAAAAAUAUAAAUAAUCUCAGGUUAUAUAACAAAUGAAUCAGGAAAGGUUAUUUAUGCUGGACUAUUUAGUGAUGAUUAAUAUGAUGGGUAUGGAAUACUUAAGAAUCUUGAUUAUGAAAAGAUUGAUUUUGUAGAUCAUAUAGAUCUAAAUGUAGCCAUAAAUUUGAAAGCAUGGGUUUAAUAUGAUGGAGAAUUCAAGAUGGGAAAGUAUUAAAUUAUAAAUAUAAAAUAGAAAAAAUGGUAAUGGUACAUUAUACUUCAGUGAUAAGAGUAUGUUUUAGGGAUAAUUUUAAGAUGAUAAAAUAUACGGAAUGGGAUAGUUUAUUAAUUCGAAAAAAGAACUUAUAAAUGGUAGAUGGAUUAAUGGAUUAUAUCAAUAAGAAAAUUAAUGA